Trifolium pratense (red clover) is the source of this 990-nucleotide messenger RNA. RefSeq lists its product as uncharacterized. The record is from RefSeq and is a predicted model, not a curated record. Lineage: Eukaryota; Viridiplantae; Streptophyta; Magnoliopsida; Fabales; Fabaceae. The transcript has a single exon. Gene Ontology annotation, biological process: ubiquitin-dependent protein catabolic process; positive regulation of proteasomal ubiquitin-dependent protein catabolic process; protein polyubiquitination. Gene Ontology annotation, cellular component: cytoplasm; ubiquitin ligase complex. Gene Ontology annotation, molecular function: ubiquitin protein ligase activity; zinc ion binding; ubiquitin conjugating enzyme binding.
UAGAAAAUAAAUAGUACUAAACUUUUACUUCUUGAUUUUUGAUUUGUACGAGAUUACGAUACGAUGAUCUUAGCAGCGGCAGAGAAGCUUGUUGGAGUAAUAGGGCACUUGUUUCCUCCGUUCCGACGAGUAUUCGAACAACACUUGUUUCCUCCGUCACAACACCACCGCCAAAGAAGAUUAGUUUUUUAUGAUGAUGAUGAUGAUGUUGAUGAUGAUGAAGGAAACAAUUACAAUAAUAGACAAAUGUGGGUUAUUUGUCCAUUCAAUGAUUGUUCAGUUUCAUUGCUGAAUGAUGGGUCUGAAAUUGUGAUAAAUGCAGAGUGCCCUUCUUGUCACAGACUAUUCUGUGCAAAUUGUAAUGUUCCGUGGCAUUCAGAACUCAACUGUCAACAAUUUCAACAAAAAUUGAAAUUCUCUCAGUAUGAAAUCGUUGAUUCUCGCUGAAACUACAUUCCAAAGAAGUGAAAAUUUGUUUUUGAUGAUGAUGAUAAGAAGAAGAAAAAGGCCGCCAACUGUUCGACGAAUUGUUCUUUUGAAAAAUGUUGUUUAGAAUUGAAGGUUGAAGAAAAAGAUUUGCAAGCUUCUAUUAUUGGGUGCCAAAAGACUACUUAUUGCCCUUUUAAGAAUUGUUCAAUUUUGUUGGUGAAUGAUGGGGAUGAAGACUGCUUAGUUGUUUAGCAACUAAGCCGGAGUAUAAUGGAGUUUAAUUGUCCAAAUCCAAGAUGUUUCGAGGAGCUGAAGCCGCAACAUUUGCAUCCCAUUUUGCCCCAAGAAGUCAUUGUUUGAUGGGAAUCUGAAAGGCUAUAGUCUUACAUUGCCUGGUGAUCUGAAUUAAAAGGUGUUCUAGGUUUACAAUGAUUUAUUUCUUUUUGGAUAUAUUGGUUUUUCUUUUUUCAAUGUUGAUAUCAAAUUCUGCCUACUAGGCUUUAGUUUUAUGUUUUAUAUACACAUGAGGCAGUUUCAAUCAAUAAAUAUACACCAUUUUCU